Zootoca vivipara (common lizard) is the source of this 4949-nucleotide messenger RNA. It is a transcript of the gene DDX55, whose product is annotated as DEAD-box helicase 55. NCBI's taxonomy places the organism in Eukaryota, Metazoa, Chordata, Lepidosauria, Squamata, Lacertidae. The record is from RefSeq and is a predicted model, not a curated record. Gene Ontology annotation, molecular function: nucleic acid binding; RNA helicase activity; ATP binding.
UUCGCCGCCGAGCUUCGGACGCGAGGAUGGAGACGGUGACCGAGGGAGCGUGGGACUCCCUGCCCGUCAAGCUGAGCCCUGGCGUCGGGCGGGCCUUGCGGGAGCUGGGCUUCACACACAUGACGCCGGUGCAGUCUGCAACGAUUCCUUUGUUUAUGACAAAUAAGGAUGUGGCAGCUGAGGCGGUAACUGGGAGUGGCAAAACUUUAGCUUUUGUUAUUCCAAUCAUAGAAAUUCUUCUCCGACGGGAAGAAAAGCUCAAGAAAAUGCAGGUUGGUGCUGUUGUCAUCACGCCCACACGAGAGCUUGCCAUGCAAAUAGACGAAGUGAUAUCCCAUUUCACAAAGUAUUUCCCACAGUUUAGCCAGUGUCUUCUAAUCGGCGGAAAGAAUCCCAUGGAAGAUGUGGAAAGAUUCAAGGAACGAGGUGGACACAUCCUGGUAGCUACUCCAGGCCGUUUGGAGGACAUGUUCAGGAGAAAAUCGGAUGGGCUGGAUUUGGCCAGCUCUGUGAAAUCUCUGGAUGUUUUAGUCUUAGAUGAAGCAGACCGGCUUCUGGAUAUGGGCUUUGAAGCAAGUUUAAAUACCAUUCUGGACUUGUUGCCCAAGCAGAGACGAACGGGGCUCUUUUCGGCAACUCAAACUCAAGAAGUCGAGAACCUGGUGAGGGCUGGUCUCCGGAACCCUGUCCGCAUCUCGGUGAAGGAGAAGGGAAUGGCAGCGAGCAAUACUCAGAAGACCCCCACCCGCCUCCAAAACUACUACAUGAUCUGCAAAGCAGAAGAAAAAUUCAACCAGCUGGUCCACUUCCUUCGCCAACACAAAGCAGAAAAACACCUCGUCUUUUUCAGUACCUGCGCGUGCGUGGAGUAUUUUGGGAAGACUUUGGAAUCCUUGAUUAAGAAUGUGACAAUAAUGUGCAUCCAUGGGAAAAUGAAACACAAACGGAAUAGGAUCUUCACGGAGUUCCGGAAACUUCCAAGUGGCAUUCUGGUUUGCACCGAUGUGAUGGCCCGAGGCAUAGACAUUCCAGAGGUGAACUGGGUUUUGCAGUGUGACCCUCCAAGCAAUGCAAGUGCCUUCGUUCAUCGCUGUGGCCGCACUGCACGCAUCGGGCACUUGGGCAGCGCACUUGUCUUCUUGCUUCCCAUGGAAGAGGCCUACAUCAGUUUUCUAGCCAUUAACCAAAAGUGUCCCAUGCAGGAAAUGAAAUUGCAGAGCAACGUGGCAGAUGUCCUGCCGAAGCUGAAGUCUCUCAGUCUGGCUGACAGAGCCUUCUAUGAGAAGGGGAUGAAGGCCUUUGUAUCUUACGUGCAGGCUUAUGCCAAACACGAGUGCAACCUGAUCUUCAGGAUAAAAGACUUGGACUUUAGUAGCCUGGCCCGCGGUUUUGGUUUGCUGAAGAUGCCACGGAUGCCGGAGCUGAAAGGCAAGUGCUUUUCAGACUUCACGGCUGUUGAUAUUGACACGGACACGAUUGCCUUCAAGGACAAGAACAGAGAAAAAGAGAGGCAAAAGCUGUUGGAGCAGCGAAGGAAGGAGUGGCAGGAGCGCGGUGGGCAGAGAAAAUUCACCCGCAACAAAUCCUGGUCCAAGCAGAAAUCAAAGAAGGAGAAGAAGAAGAAAAUGACAGCCAAAAGGAAAAGAGAGGAGGGUUCUGAUGUGGAGGACGAGGAUAUGGAGGAGCUCCUGCAGGACACCCGGCUCUUGAAAAGGCUCAAGAAGGGCAAAAUCAGUGAGGAGGAGUUUGAGAAGAAGCUGCUGCACGGCGUGAAGGAGGCCCAGGCAGGAGCUGUGGGAGGCUCAGACUGAAGGGUGAAAUGUCCAGCUGAACUCUCCUUUUUGAUACAAAUAAAACUUUAUGUGCACAUACCGAGUGCCAUUUCACACUUGAUAUUGUUGCUGUUGGGGCCUUAUGAUACAGCAGCCUUGUUCAGCCUGGAGCUCUGCAGAUGAUUUGGGCUUCAGCUCUCAUGAACCCCAGCCAGCACAGCUUUGUGGUGUAGUGGUUAAGAGCGGUAGACUCCUAAUCUGGGGUUAAGAGCGGUAGACUCCUAAUCUGGGGAACCAGGUUCGCGUCUCUGCUCCUCCACAUGCAGCUGCUGGGUGACCUUGGGCUAGUCACACUUCUCUGAAGUCUCUCAGCCCCUCACCUCACAGGGUGUCUGUUGUGGGGAAGGAAGGGAAAGGAGAUUGUUAGCCGCUUUGAGACUCCUUCGGGUAGUGAUAAAGCGGGAUAUCAAAUCCAAACUCUUUUUCUUCUUCUUUCAAUCAGGACAACUUGAACCCAGACUAUUGAUGACCUGCUACAGGAGAUUCUUUUAACAGGAAGUGCCAAGGAUUGAGCUUGGCAAAGUGUUUGCUGUUAAGAUUUUAAGCAUCAUGUUGCAAAGGUUCCCAGAUUUUUCCUCCCACCCAUGUCUUGCUAUAAGUUGCAUUCUACAAAGCCAGCCUGGUGCAGUGGCACAUUCUUGCUGGGUAACCUUGUCCCAGUUGCUGUGUUUGUUUAUUUAUUUAUAUUUAUCUAUUGAAUCUAUAUACUGUACCACCCUAUACCUGGAGGUCUCAGCGCGGUGUUGCAGCCUAACCUACUUUGUUGGACUGUGAUGAGGCUAACAAGGGGGAGAUUAUGCAUCCAACUUGGAGCUCCUUGUGGGAAGAAGGGGGCAGGGAAUCUACCUCCCACGCCUACCUGGCCUGAGGGAUUAACUGUAAGUAGUCACUCCCUGGCUAUCUGCUUUUUACAUUUUGUGUCAUUCCUUCUGAAAAGCGUAGCUUCUCUUAUCUAAGAGAAUUGAGGUUCCGAGGCUGGGGAAACCCAACCAGAUGCGUGGGGUAUAAAUAAUAAAAUUAUUAUUACUACUAUUCCUAUUCCUGCUGGGAGAGUUCAUCACAGCUGGGAUAACCGCAGAGGCCCCCUUGGAAUCGGGAGCCUGAACAAGAACGGAGACAGGCUACCUGAACUGUGCUCAUACCACAGCCUCUGCGUCACAAACAUGUUAUGCUCUACCAAGGCAAAACACUCAGUGUCCUGGAGACAUCUUAGAUGUCAGGUCACUGGCACCAGCGGGACUGGAUUGUCACCAGGCGAUUGCACUGAACUGUGUUAAUGCCACACGGAGCGACCACAGCACCGACUGCGACGUGGUCACUCCCUGGUGGCGAGCAAAGAGGACCUCUAGCCAUACUAAGGUUCUGCACUUUGGCAGGAAGAACCAGCUGCACCAAUAUGAGAUGAGGGACACCUGGUUUGCUGGUAGGGAAAAGGAUCUAGGGAUCUUAGUGGACCAUAAGCUUAACAUGUCAACCUGUGUGUGAUGCAGCAGCAAAAAAUGCUAGUGCUAUUUUAGGCUGCAACAACAAAAGUGUGGAUCAAUGGAAGACAAUAAUACAAGGAAAUUCAAAACAGUAACAAUUUAUUGUGCAUUUAUUCAAAAUCCAUUAAAAAUAUUUAUUUUUAUUCCAUGCUAUUCCAGUUCUCUUUCUUCUUUUCACCAAUUGGUGAAAUCCCGUCUCUGCCUUCAAUCAGCUCGAGACCAAGACACGUGGAGUUACACAGGGAGUAGAUCAUAUAUCCUAAGGAACGGGAAAACCCAAAAUUCCAUGAGAUCCUUUGAGGCAAAAUAAUGUGAACAGUUUUCAGAUCUCUCUCUGUCCCUUGCCCUGCCCUGUCUUGCCAAAACAAAGGUAGCCACCCUGUGCCCAGACUCUCUCGGCCUCCCUGAGGUGGUCCAAAGGAAACAAGAGCAAGGCAUAAGGCCCCAGUUUGGCUGCAGAAGGAGGUCUACAAAAUGCCAUCCAACCAUCUUAGGGACUCCACUCUGCAUCUGUGGAGGGUUUACUCUGGAGCCUUUUCUUCUCCUGAAGCCAUCCCAUGAGGCAGCAGAGGUUUAGAAUCAGAGUUCUCCUCCAUGGGCUCCCAUCUGGGGGGAUGAGCCCCAUCACGCCCUCACUUCCCUCUACGGCUUCCUCUGGAUCUCAUCUGCUCCAUCUGCGGGGCCUAUUCUCUGACAAAGUCCCUCACUCACCGAGGGUUUGAGAGCCAUUGGUUACCCUCCCCUGGCCUCUUCUCAUCCUUGACUGCUCAUCCUUGUCCCCCCACUCCUUGGCCUCUGUCCCCACAAGGCAGCUUCCCCCUACCUGAUCUGGUCCCACAGCCACUGCAUCCCUUCUGCCCCCAUGAAAAUAUGGAUAAGGAGGUCUUGUUGCCAUCAUUCUGUCACCUGCAAGAGAAAAAAGGUAAGCAGGAUGCCAGGAGUUCCUGCUUCUAUCACAGAUGAAACAGGGCAUCUCUAACUACAGGUGGGCUUUUGAGCAAGUCUUACCUGCUGAGUUCAUUUGGAUGUUAGCCUCUCUCUGGUGUCCGCACUGCCUAUAAAUCUUCAAUGACAAUGUCAUCUGGAUGGAAGAGAACAAGAAUGAAAAUGAGAUUUUCCCAUGGGCCUUCCCCCCCCUUCAGUCAAAGGUGGGAAAGGCCUGCCAGGCAGGGAGCAGGUCCUGCAGGAGUCCCAGCAAGAAGACCUCAGAGGUGGGUCUUGGGCAAAUAAAGGGACAAGGUAGUUCGCUGUCUCCAAGGUGUGGGGCUCACCUUCUUCCGGCUUCUGUCGGAAGCAGGCCAGGUCCGGCCGAACUACCGUCAUCUGCAGAGGAAAGAAAAAUCAGGAUCAGUUGGGAGCAAGAGAGUACAGAAGCAGCGCCAAGCCAGGAAGGACGGGUCUCCCUCUGUCUUGGGCCCAAUCCCUUGUUCCAGAGGACCUCCCUGGGCCCUGCAGCCUCCUGGGCAGAGGUGGAAGGGCAGCCACAGGAAAGGGGGCAGGAAAAGCCUCUGGCCUCACCCUGGCCCCCAGGGACACACACCGCAUCAUCUGCGUUAAAGCUCACUCACAAAUGUGCUCUUGGAGGGAUGGAAGCAAACACAGAAAGGAAUAGAAGAAGGCGAGCUACUUACUC